Suillus subalutaceus is the source of this 1080-nucleotide messenger RNA. RefSeq lists its product as uncharacterized. Bases 102 to 758 code for a protein of 218 amino acids. The transcript has 4 exons. The record is from RefSeq and is a predicted model, not a curated record. Lineage: Eukaryota; Fungi; Basidiomycota; Agaricomycetes; Boletales; Suillaceae.
CACGAGCGAUCCAUAUCACCUCAUCUGUUCUCUACACCCAGCACCGAUUCUUCGUGUAUUCCCUGCAUUUACGCUAGUGUUUAUUGUAUAACUGCUACAUUAUGAUGGAUAUCGACAUGGACUCUCCAGUCGGUCCCGUGAUCGUGACGGACUACGAUGAAUCGCACAGCCACGGAAUUUCAGUAUACGGCGCCGAUUUUGACCUUUGUGAGCUUCUACAAACACUGACCUUGUCGAAAGGCAAGACCAAGGCUCCCGAAGACGAUCCAACGGUCUCUGCUGUCCCCUAUGCCUUGCAAAGGGCAAGCGAGGACGCUGCAAACAUAGAGGAUCCAGCGUACCAUUCCGACGCGGAAUCAUCAAGUUCAAAGUCCAGCUCCUGCGACCCCCUCACCACAAUCACCAACCACCAGCCCACCUCCUCUAUCAUAGUCCCACGCUCUCCACUCCCCGCAUGCCACUUCCUCCAAUCCAUCCUCGCUUCACUCGCCCCCGAAUCCCACGUGCUCUCUCCAUCCCCGUACCCCUACCCCGCGUCAUCACACUUCCGGACGACAGGAGGCGAAUACCUGGACACGAUUCUCACUCAUCGCGCUCUGCUCAGUGCAUUCCCCCCUGCACACCGAGGCUGUGCGAUUGCCUUGCAGGAAAUAGCGAGAGCAGUAGAAGUGAGGGCGUGGCGGGCCGAUCGUGAAUCAGAUGCAGAGGCAGUGGCAAACCUGAGGCAGGAAGCAUUCCUAACUUCCACAUGGCUGUGAAGGGUUUAUGUCAUUACGUGCUGCGGGUCAGCUGUGCACACUUUGAAUGCUAUAUAUAUGUAGUACCCGUUCAGAGUAGUUCAUACGUUGGAUCAAAGAACAAUUAUGUCCAGAUCGAACAUUUAGUCAUGGCGGCCUGUAUAGGUUGAGUGAGAAGUGCCGCUUCGACAUCAUAUUUUGCUGGGGCCGAUUUAAGUCUGGGAAUCGGUCUCUAGUAUUACGAGAUGCUUUUGUCGAUGUGACGCACCUACAUAGUAUUCGUGUGACUGUGGGGAACGACUCCUUCCUUCGAUAGGUCUGGCUAGGGGGAGACUAUGACUAG